Molecule: messenger RNA, 1933 nt
Organism: Ceraceosorus guamensis
Lineage: Eukaryota; Fungi; Basidiomycota; Exobasidiomycetes; Ceraceosorales; Ceraceosoraceae
Product: MFS general substrate transporter
Exons: 9
Coding region: 480-1784 (434 amino acids)
Biological process (GO): transmembrane transport
Molecular function (GO): transmembrane transporter activity
Source: RefSeq, a predicted model, not a curated record
CGAAGUGGCAGAUCGACUCCGCCUGCGUUCUCAUGCGGUGUCGACUGUCUCCCGGACGCAUUGCAAAGUCGAGCAGCUCUCACGGUCCUCUUUGCUCGCGCUGCUUCCUCUCUGCCGCCCUGCAUUGUGGAAACUCAGACUGCAAAAGAUGCGUCAGCCUCAGACCACCGGCAUGAGAUGGCCGCAAAAUUUGGACAUGAUUGCUGCCGGUCUGGGGGCGCUGCCACAGAAUUUCGAAUCGGUCAAUCUAUUAGCUAUCGAACAGAACCAAUGCCGCAUCAGGAAAUCCUACUUGAUGAUGCUAUCGACAUGCCGCCACGUUUGAUGCCUCUCCAGUGCCGUCAAGGCGGCAAUCUGCAAGUUGGUCAGCGCGAUGGCAUUUCUGAGGCCAGAGAGAUAGGAUCAAAGCUCAUUGCAGGCGCCAUCCGGACCAAAGGCGAUUUACUAGCCCUUCCGCGAAAUUGGUCUCGAGCAAGAAAAUGGUCAGCAACGAUAGUUGUGAGACAGUCGGCGUGGCGCAUGUGGCACCUGCCCUGGGAUACAUCUCGAAGGAUCUUGGCAUCCACUCCGGAAUACAGCGAGGCGCUAUCAUUGCCGUGUACAUUGCGAGCUUCACGAUAGCACAUCUCAUACAUUCGCCAAUCAGCGAAGCAUGGGGACGUCGGCCUGUCCUUGUCUCCUUUUUCAAUUCGCUCUGCGCCAUCGCGACAGACACCCGCACGCUGCUAGCCUUUCGUUUUCUCAGCGGCGUAGGUACAUGUGCUUCUUUGGGCACAGGUGGAGCUGUGUUGGUCGAUCUCUGGCAUGGCGACGAUAGGGCUCUCGCACUGUCCAUAUUCAGCAUUGCUCCUCAGCUUGGUCCGCUUGUGGGACCCAUCAUGGGCGGCUACAUGACGCAGCAGCUUGGCAGUAGUUGGCGUCUAGAGCUAGGACUCACUUCUGCAGCAAUCGCGGUUGCACUAGGGGCGACAGUCCUGCGGGUCCCAGAGACUCUUGCUGCUCGAAUUCCACACCUGCGUGCAGGCGAAGUUCGAACACAGCAAGGUGUCAAGGCUUUGUACGCGGCAUCUCAGCAAACUCAAAGGUCCGCACCUCCAUUUGCUGCCGAGGUGGUGCUGAGACCCAUCAUCCUCUUGGGCUGCGAGCCUGCAAUACAGCUUGCGGCCACUCGUCUAGGGGUGUGCUUCUCAGUCUUUUACUUGAUGGCGACUACAUUUCCAGCGGUCUACGGCACAUGCUACGAGGAAAGGCUCGGUGUAGCGUCUUUGCACUACAUCGCACUUUUUGUAGGAACAAUGAUCGGUGCGGUCUUGAGCUCUAGAUCCUUGCAUUUAAGCCGUGGGUGUGCUCCAGAGAGCAAGUUUCGGCCACUUAUGUGGUUUGGCUGCUUCCCGACUUGUGGUGUUCUGCUGUACGGCUGGUCUGCCUGCAAUGGAUUACACUGGCUGCUGGCCGAUGUGGGAGUCACCGUCUUCGCGUGCGGCCUUGCCGCAUCAGUCGUUAUCGUACAAAGCUAUCUUGCGGAGUGCUACAGCUCGCUCGCAGCCUCAGCGCUAAGCGCUUCUGUCCUGACACGCUCCCUGUUAGGCUUUGCAGCUCCCCUGCUCGGGGAAACCUUGUAUCACCACCUCGGUCUCGGAUGGGGAAAUACGCUGCUCGCUGUUUCUGCUGGGCUUGUUGGCGUACCUUUGCCCUUCAUCAUGCUACGCCACGGUCAAGCAUUUCGCCUUGCCAGUAGAUAUGCUACCAAGUCAAGAGACAUAGAAAGCGAGCCUUGCGUGUAAUCCUUGUAGAAUCGCGUCGAAGAAAUCUCGCCCUGGCUUUCGUCGCCCAGAAGACGCGUUCACAUGCUCACACCAGGAAGCUUUGCCAGAUUCGAAGCAUCGAUACGAUGGACUCGACAGCAGUAAUGGUGGCCUUGGCUUGUCGCCUG